Saccostrea echinata is the source of this 561-nucleotide messenger RNA. RefSeq names its product fibroleukin-like. The record is from RefSeq and is a predicted model, not a curated record. Bases 1 to 561 code for a protein of 186 amino acids. Lineage: Eukaryota; Metazoa; Mollusca; Bivalvia; Ostreida; Ostreidae. The transcript is spliced from 5 exons.
AUGGAGACAAUGGACGGAGGAUGGACGGCAAUCCAAAAACGGGUAGAUGGAUCCCUGGACUUUGACAGGAAUUGGGCAGAUUACAAGGAUGGUUUUGGUUCACCGGAACUGGAUUUCUGGAUCGGAAAUGAAGUAAUUCACCAGCUUACAAAGGGACACAAGUCUUCUCUCUAUGUUUCCGUUACAUCGGUGAACCUUGGCAAACUGUACGAGUUGUACGAGGAAUUCUCUGUGUCCAGCGAAGCGGAGAAGUAUCAACUCUUUCUGGGUGGGAAUGCCACUGGAACCUUAGGAGACCAGAUGUUAAACACAGGUAGAAGUGACAAUGAUCUGUCUGGUAUGUACUUCAGUACCCCGGACAGAGAUAAUGAUCAGAAUCAGGAAAACUGUGCCUCUCACAAUAAAGGAGGUUGGUGGUUUAACUACUGCCAUAAAGCGUACCUCAACGGACCCUGGUCUCCGGACCGCUGGAUUUACCCUUGGAAACCCCCUAUCACGUACGGGAAAUACGUGAACAAGACAUUCAUGAUGAUCAGGCGUCAUCAGAUGUCGAUCAGAUAA